GUUAUGCAGAAAGGGUUGUUGAUGCGUUUACUCCCUUAGAUGUGUGUGCGAGUGUUACGUUAUAUACAUGUAUGCAUUCAGGUCAAUACCUUCUUCCUCAGCCCUCUCAUUGUGGACGGUAUGCUGGAUGGGAUUUCGCGCUGAAAGACCCACUCGCCGCAACCCGCUAAACCGGGUCAAUCCGAAUAUCGUCCACAUGUUAUUGCUAACUGCGUCAAUAUAUGACGAUAACGACGCGAUUUCUCGCGAGUUUGUAAGCCUAAACCAUGUCUCAGAGAUCACCAUUCAGGAUGCGCACUAAGCGAUAGCGUGGAUGGCAUCCCUGCUAGCGGGCUUAGCCGGACCCUGUCGCCGCGGCUAUUUAAGGGAGCUUCCCUCCCUGUUCUCCCGUGCUUCCGUCACUUACCCCAACCAUGCACCCCAGAUAUCCCAUGGAUCCUGAAUUCUUCCGAGACGCCCUCAGGGCUGCUAUCCGGUGCCACUCUGCCGAUAGUGUUGAUGUUCUUCUGAGGCGGGGGGGGGGCAACCCUGAUGUAUAUGACCUUUCUAAAUAUGAGCGCCAGCAGAGUGAGUUUCUGCGAUUCCUCCCUAAGAGCGAAGAUGGUAUUCGCCAUCCCCCCAGCGGAUCCCGAGCGGAGCUUCUUGCUGCUAUGGAUGAAAAUGGGUAUCCUGCUCAGACAGUUCACAUCACGGAAGAGGAGGUUGAAGAAGGCCGCUGGCAAGACGAAUUCUGGACGCAAAGCUCGCGCCGAGUUGAUCCCCAGCAGCAAAACGUCAUCCAUCCCUUGAUUCUUGCAGCCUGGCAAGAAUCGACUGCCGUUGUGAACCGUCUCAUCGCAGAACCGCCUAGACCUUCCGCUCUAGCCAUCUCCUCUCCUGUCCACGAGGCUAUAGCAAGAGGUAAUAAUACCAUGCUACGCCAUCUGCUUGCCCGGGGAUUCAGCCCAAAUACUCUUCCCCUUGGCAACGUGCGCGAAAGUAUCACACCGCUCAUGUCAACCUUCCUGCACAGGACCAACGAAACUUGGGAUGAAGCGGCAUAUGACAUACUUGCUCAAGACCCCCGGAUUGAUUUGGACCUCCGAUCGCCAUUCAUGCUCGUCCACAUUCUCCAUUUCGCCACGGCCUAUUCCCUCACGGCUUUGAAACGCGUUGAACGCGAUGUCCCUCUUUCUCACGCCGAUACCACCGCUUACGGCCGAACGCUUCUGUACAUCGCCUGUCUACCCAAACUCAGACAACGGUUUGCAUCCAAAGUCCGGGAGUCGAUCCAUGCCCUGCGAUGUCAUUAUUCAUCCGCUCCCGAGACAAAAGUUGAAUGUGAGGCAGAGCUUGGCCCCCAGCUGAAACUGAUACAGUACCUCCUAGCAUCCGGCACGCAGUCAGUUACAGCGUAUGAUACCGAUUUGAAUACCCCGUUGCAUUACCUUGCUAGCGCGAGGGUUAUUAACGAAGAAGCGAUUGCGCUGUUGCGCGCGCAGCCAGAUGGCGAGGUAAUGUGGACGGAAUGGAGGAAUUGGUAUGGGUAUACGGCCGAGGAGCUGUAUGAGAAAGUGCAUCGCAAGAGGAAGCAGAAGGACUCGUGGUAUGGGGGGACGACUUUACGGGUUGCUAAAAUGCCGAAACUGCGACUGAGAUGGUGAGUUUGUGGCUUGAGAUGACUGCCUGAUCCGGCCAACUUGGGGUCCAUCGUCAGGUAAGUUUUCUCUCCAACCAUAGUUUAUGGCUGCUGUUAAAUGAUUGAUCUAGUGUGUAGUCUGUAUACAAUUGGUACAUCGGUAAGUCCUUGUAAUCAACUGGCACUGACACAUCGGAUAUAUAAACCCUCUGCCUCGUAAAUCCGUGCCGUUCGGAACCCUCGGAUAAUCA
Molecule: messenger RNA, 1869 nt
Organism: Aspergillus sclerotioniger CBS 115572
Lineage: Eukaryota; Fungi; Ascomycota; Eurotiomycetes; Eurotiales; Aspergillaceae
Exons: 2
Coding region: 414-1643 (409 amino acids)
Molecular function (GO): protein binding
Source: RefSeq, a predicted model, not a curated record